Messenger RNA from Vicia faba (fava bean), 606 nucleotides. NCBI's taxonomy places the organism in Eukaryota, Viridiplantae, Streptophyta, Magnoliopsida, Fabales, Fabaceae. The record is from the annotation of a GenBank genome assembly.
AUGAACAGCAGCGAAUCUUGCUUCUCCCAGGAAGCCAUUUUCAGAGUUGUUGCUGCAAUUCUUCAUCUGGGUAAUAUUGACUUUGCCAAAGGAAAGGAAAUUGACUCAUCAAUUCCAAAAGACGACAAAGCCAAAUUCCACUUGAAAACAGCCGCUGAACUUCUGAUGUGUGAUGCUGAUGCCUUGGAAGAUGCAUUAUGUAAGCGUGUCAUGAUCACUCCUGAAGAAGUUAUAACGCGGAGCCUUGAUCCGGGAAGUGCUACAGUCAGUAGAGAUGGACUGGCAAAAACAAUUUAUUCUCGGUUAUUUGAUUGGCUGGUGGACAAGAUCAAUAAUUCAAUUGGACAAGAUCCCAAUUCUAAAUGUUUGAUCGGGGUCCUUGAUAUCUAUGGUUUUGAAAGCUUUAAAUUGAACAGUUUUGAGCAGUUCUUCAUUAAUUUCCCAAAUGAAAAGUUGCAGCAACACUUCAAUCAGCACAUGUUCAAAAUGGAACAAGAAGAAUACACAAAGGAGCAGAUCGAUUGGAGCUACAUUGAAUUUGAGGACAACCAAGAUGUUUUGGACCUUAUUGAAAAGGUUUUCUUUCUCCUUUUUCACUUUCUCUAA